Molecule: messenger RNA, 1787 nt
Organism: Podarcis muralis (Common wall lizard)
Lineage: Eukaryota; Metazoa; Chordata; Lepidosauria; Squamata; Lacertidae
Source: RefSeq, a predicted model, not a curated record
GUGUCGCCUUUGUGUCCGCCAGCAGCGGGCGGAGUGAGUUUGGUGUCGCGCCUUCUCCCUUCCUUUCUGCCGCCUCCACUCACCCGCGACCGCCCUCUGAGUGCGCCGCAGGCAAGAAGAGGCCCGAGCAGCUGCGGAGGCGGUAAGGAAGACCAGUCCGCUGUCAGCGGCUCUUCUCCGAGAGCUUCCCCGAGGGCGAGACCCGGGGAUAGAAUGAUGUACCCUCUUGGAUCAGAGCUGUCAAUCACCCCUACAUGUUGCAACCUGUAAAGGGACAGUCUGCAUUAACCAUGACUCUUCUUGCCACUGCUCUGUGGUGUUGCAGGCAACUCUAUACAUAUAUUGCUCAUUUGCUAAAAUGGUGGAGCAGAUACCUGCAGAGAAAAUUCACAAAUAACCAAGGUGUUUCGGCUGAAGCUGAUUUGCUUGGCUACUGUGCAAAAGAAUGGAAAGAAGAAACAGAGCGGGCCAAACACAUGAGAAAGGCUUAUGAAGAGUUAUUUUGGAGACACCAUGUGAAAUAUGUACGGCAGGUCAGGGGAGAUAACUACUGUGUGCUGAGAGCUGUGUUGUUCCAGAUUUUCAGCCAAGGUAUUCCUCUUCCAUCGUGGACAAAGGCAACAGAUGUCCUAAAGCUCCCAGAGAAACUUCUUUAUUCGCAAGGCUGCAACUGGAUCCAGCAAUAUAGUUUUGGAUCAGAACAGUACACGGGCUCCAAUACAUUGGGAAAAUUGCGUAGAUGUAUUGAAAUGUUGAGAAGUCAGUGGAUGGAAGUCAGUAGUAUUAAAGACCCAUAUGAAAGAGGGAACUUGUGCAACGCCCUUUUUGCUGACAAAAGUUUGGAGCACAAACUGUACGAGGCCAUAAAAUUCAUCAUGCUCUACCAAGUAAUAGAAGCCUACGAAUGCUUGAACAACAAGCAAGAGUGCCUCCCAAGUUUUUUUAACCAGCUUUUUGUACGCGAUACCUCCUUGGACCCUUUGAGCUACAUGAUGAAUCAUCUGAACGCCAUAGGGGAGAGAAGAGGCCUCGAUCAGGUUGAACUAUUUCUCCUUGGAUAUUCUCUUGAAGUCAAGAUAACCGUUUACAGGUUGUGCAAGUUUAAUUCAGCCGUUUCCCAAGAAAGCUACACAGACGUGUAUCAGAGGGACUGGCCAGAAGUCUUUCUUCUGACUGAAGAUGACCGUCACUAUCACAUCCCUAUUAUCAGGAUGUAAAUCUAAUUUCUGAGGAUGCUGUCAGAACUGCCUGCCAUCGGAUCCCCCUGUUGAAGAACCAUAAAAUAUCCAAACUUUUUUUUAAGAGUGACUCUAAUGCCAGGCUUAAAACUAUGAUCCAGGCCAUUUCUCAGCUUAAGCUGCCUCACAAGUUGUGAGGGUAACAUGUUUUAAGCCCAUAUAUUCCAUUCUCAAUGUCCCACCUGCAGCAUAUGCCUACUGAUAAACAUCUUUGGUAAUGCCACAAAUUGGAUGUGAGGGUCAGUUCACACAAUAUUGGUUUUGUGUGCUUUUUAAGAUCAGAUCACAUUGGGUGUAUCACACAGACUUGUAAACUAAUAGCCAUUCCUUUUCCCCAGGGAACUAGCUCUGUGAGGGAAGUGGGAAUUAACACAUAAUUUUCAACAAUAUCACCCACUUAAAAUUUGCAGGGAAAUCAUAUAGUGGCAUUGGUAUAAAGCCGGUAUUAAGUUGGUAAUGUAAAUGGGUGCUGUGAGGCUGUGAUCUAUGGACAGCUCAGUUUUACUUAUAUCAGUCAGUAUCGAUUGAUAACUAUACAGUCUCCAGUGU